Molecule: messenger RNA, 1914 nt
Organism: Peniophora sp. CBMAI 1063
Lineage: Eukaryota; Fungi; Basidiomycota; Agaricomycetes; Russulales; Peniophoraceae
Source: the annotation of a GenBank genome assembly
AUGCGAAGAGACGUCCGAAUAUUACUCGUGGGUGAUGAGGGUGUCGGGAAGAGCACUAUCGUCACUUCGCUCAUCAAGGAGUCUUUCUUGCCUCAAGUACAACACAUCGUGCCCGAGGUAACCAUCCCACCAGAGGUUACUCCGGAGAAUGUUACGACGUAUAUUGUUGACUCGGGUGCUCGGCCGGAAGACCGGCAACUACUGGAGAUGGAAAUCCGCAAGGCGCAUGUCAUCUGCGUCGUAUACGCCAUAGACAACCCCAACUCGUUUGAUCGCAUACCGACCUACUGGCUGCCGCAGUUCCGACAAUUGGGUGUCAAUGUCCCAGUCAUUCUUGUAGGGAACAAGAUCGACCUCCGCGGCGGCGAGGUUACCAACGAAGCUCUGGAGGCGGAGAUUGUGCCCAUCAUGAAAGAGUUCAAGGAAGUCGAGACGUGCAUCGAGUGCUCAGCCAAGAUGCCGCUCAAUGUCUCGGAGGUGUUCUACUUCGCACAAAAGGCUGUGCUACAUCCGACAGCACCGUUAUACGACUCACGAGAUCAUGUACUCAAACCAGCUUGCGUCGAGGCACUGAAGCGCAUAUUCAAGCUCUGCGAUGCGAAUAAGGACGGGAUAUUGGACGACACUGAGCUCAACGAGUUCCAGCGCAUCGUAUUCGCUGCACCCCUACAACAACAAGAACUAGAGGGCAUCAAGGGGACAGUCCGAGAACACGCUACAAACGGCGUGACGGAGCGUGGUCUCACCGAGGCCGGCUUCUUAUACUUGAAUACAAUGUUCAUUCAACGUGGGCGUUUAGAAACCACUUGGACAGUGUUGCGCAAGUUCGGCUACGGCGAGGACUUGCGCUUGACAGAAGCAUAUCUUUAUCCGAAAUUCGAUGUCCCGCCAGAUUGCUCCGUCGAGCUCAGUCCUCUCGGCUACAAGUUCUUCACGGAGAUCUUCGACGUAUUCGACAAGGACCAAGACGGCGCGUUGAACAGGCAAGAGCUCGAGGACGUAUUCAGCACUUCGCCCGGUAACCCGUGGGUACACCGAGACACCGAGGUAGACACGCUGCAAACGUGGUUAGCGCAAUGGAGUAUGACGACACUAUUGGACCACAAGACGACGCUUGCAUACCUCGCGCAUCUGGGUUACCCGUCUGAACCAAGGACGGACGCGUUGCAGGUGUCGAAGCCACGGAAACAGGACAGGCGGCGGAACAAGUCGAGCCGGAAUGUGUUCUUGUGCUACGUGUGUGGCGCGGCGGGGUCUGGCAAGACAUCAUUGUUGCGGGCGUUUGCGGGGAGGCCAUAUGCGGAUGUGUAUGAGCCGACAGCCAAGAUGUUCAGCGUCGUCAAUUCGGUUGAGAUCGAUGGCGCGGAAAAGUACCUCGUGCUGCAGGAGUUCGGCAGCAAGUACGAAGCCGAAAUGCUCAAGAGCUCAAAAAAGACCGACCUCGCGGACGUGAUUGUGUACGUGUACGACUCGAGCGACACAAACUCGUUUUCCUACAUCAGCAAUCUACGUCAACAAUACAGCCUCGAUCACAUCCCUACGCUCUUCGUCGCAACGAAGUCGGACCUCGACCUUGCGCAGCAGCGACACGAAGUACAGCCUGACGUAUACUGCCGACGCUUGAACCUGCAGGUGCCUGUGGCUGUCAGCGUCCGGACGAGCCAGAUGGCAGACGUUUUCCAGACGAUCUGCAGCAUCGCGAUGCGCCCGAAUUCGUCGAUACCUGGCGGUGCGGAACGCAGCUUGUCACCAGCAGCACGGCUGAGCACGUGGGUGGCCGCGUCCGUAUUCAUGGGCGGGCUUUCGGCCGGUGCGGUCGUAGUAUACCGCGCGCUGAUGCGGCCAGGCGGCAGUGGCACGUUGGGCGCUUUCGGGCAGUGGUUAGGCUGGUUACUUGGGCGGAGGGAUUUGUAG